AUGCAGCGUCUCUUCACGCAGGGCCGCAAGGAGGCCGAGGCGCCUGCGACGCCCGAGGGCGUCACGGCGACCAGCGCGAUGAGCGGCGACGCGGGCAGCCCCGCCAGCGCGACGGAGGAGGUGUCCUCGGAGGGGAACGGGUCCACGAGGCCCGACGAGGGCGCUCUCGAGGGCGGAAAGAGCGUCAUGGACCACCGGAAGCACAAGCUCUUUACCGAGGAAUUCGGGCUCCCGGAGGACGAAGUGUACCUGGACGACUUCGCCUGCGCGCUCAAGGCGCGCUUUCUGCAGCAGGGGCGGCUGUACGUCUUCUCGAAGCACGCGUGCUUCCACUCGAGCCUCUUCGGCAACACGAAGAUCAUCGUGUUCGAGUUCGCGAAGAUUGUCGGCAUCGACAAGGCCAAGAACGUCGGCCUGCCAAACACGAUCAAGAUACAGUACAAUGGCAAGCAGCGUGCCUUCACGUCGUUCAUCAAGCGCGACGCCGCGUACGACAUCCUCGCUCGCGCGUGGAGCACGAACUCGGAGCUGGGACGCAAGUACCUCCUGGGCUCGAUGAGCAAGCGCGACCUCAUGCGGGCCGCGGAGUCCUCCGGCCUCGACAGGAAGGACGGCGACGACUCGGGCGACGACGGCGAUUACGACGACGAGGCGGACGCGCACGGCAUCGAUUGGGAGCCCCUUGCGGAGCCCCUCCCGGCGAUGGACGCCGCGGUCGUCAAGGACGCGCAGGUCGUCGUGGAGAAGAACUUCCGCUGCUCCGCGAUGCGCUUCUUCAACGUCCUGCUGUCGGACGAGUCCAACUUCCAGCAGUCCUUCUCUGCGGAUGUACUGAAGGACUGGGACAUCGCGAUCACGGACUGGAAGCAGGUCAAGGAGGGGGUGCCGAAGUACGUCCGCGACUUCUCGUUCAUGAAGGCCCUCAAGGUCAAGGCCCCCGGCGCGCCCUCCAAGACCAUGUGCCAGCAGUCGCAGCAGCUGCAGCUCUUCAAGGACGGCGAGGACGACGUCGUGCUGCUCGAGUGCUCCCAGAUCAUGCCCGACAUCCCCUUCGGCGACUCCUUCAGCGUGCAGCAGCGCUGGGAGAUCACGGAGUCGUCCGGGGGCAACACGUCGCUCAAGAUCUGGGUGUGGAUCCCGUUCACGAAGAGCACGAUGUUCAAGGGCAUGAUCCAGAAGACGACCUUCGCGGAGACGCGCGAGGUCAUGGCCAAGUGGGCCGCCAACGCCGACAAGCGCCUCAAGGCCGGCCGCCGCAAGGGCGGCGCCGCGGACGAGGACGAGGAGGAGGACGAGAGCUUGUCGCCGGCGGUGCGCGCGCUGCUGAAGUCGAUUCCGAAGGAGCACCAGGCGACGGUGCGGCAGAUGCUGGUGCUGGCUGGCGCCAGCAGCGGCAGCAACGACGCGGUAAACACGGCGGGCGGGCUCGGCGCGAUCUUCGUGAACGUGGUCGAGGGCUUCGUGAAGAUCCUGAACCGCAUCGUGAGCACGCUGCUGAUGCGCAGCGGCGACGAGUGCGUGGUCAUCUCGCGGCGCACGCUGGUGGUGAUCGCGAGCUCGCUCAUGCAGGCGCUCUUCCUGUUCCACACGCUGACCGUGCUGUGGGUGUUCCACUCCAACAACGUCGUGCGCAUCCCCGGGUUCAGCGCUGCGGGGAGCCUGCUCGGGGUGCCCCACGCGGAGACGCCAGCGCUGAGCGGGCAGCCGCCCGCGGACGCCUGCGAGGGCAUCGUCGAGCAGCUACAGGCCAUGCAGGAGCAGAUCGCCAAGCUAGGCAAGAAGUGA
This is a messenger RNA of Pedinophyceae sp. YPF-701, 1785 nucleotides long. The record is from the annotation of a GenBank genome assembly. Lineage: Eukaryota; Viridiplantae; Chlorophyta; Pedinophyceae.